Molecule: messenger RNA, 810 nt
Organism: Nematolebias whitei (Rio pearlfish)
Lineage: Eukaryota; Metazoa; Chordata; Actinopteri; Cyprinodontiformes; Rivulidae
Product: complement C1q tumor necrosis factor-related protein 7
Molecular function (GO): protein binding
Source: RefSeq, a predicted model, not a curated record
AUGUGCCACUUCUUUCAGGGCAUGCUUGACAGUUUUUAUAGCUCGCUCAGCCAUUCCAUUGGAGGAGGAAUAACCUGGACUGGAGAAGAAGCAGGCAAACAUACAAUAUUAUACACCUUUCACCUUUUAGUUGAGAGCAAAUAUAGACAGAACUAUAACAAUAAUAUUUUUGUUUCAGGUGUAAAGGGCAGAGUAGGAACAACAGGUAAGAUUGGAGAUUGUGGGGAACGUGGCCCCGCAGGUAAAAGAGGCCCCACAGGAGAUACCGGAAAUGUUGGACUGCCUGGUUCUCCAGGCCAUGAUGGAGGCAAAGGGGAUAAGGGCGAAAGAGGACCUCGUGGAGCUGCAGGAAUCUGCAAAUGUGGCAGCAUGCUGCCUAAAUCUGCUUUCUCUGUGGGAAUCACCAGCAGCUACCCCACAGAGAAGACCCCCAUCAAGUUCAAUGAGGUUCUCUUCAAUGAAGGUGGGCACUACAAUCCACAGACAGGAAAAUUAAUCUGUGCAUAUCCAGGAGUUUAUUAUUAUUUUUCCUAUGACAUCACGCUGGCCAACAAACAUUUGGCUAUUAGUUUAGUGCAAAAUGGUCAGUAUCGCAUAAAAACCUUUGAUGCCAACACGGGAAACCAUGAUGUGGCAUCUGGGUCCACUGUUAUGUACCUGAACCCAGAGGAUGAAGUAUGGAUGGAGAUCUUCUACCAUGAACAGAAUGGUUUAUUUGCAGACCCCAGCUGGGCGGACAGACUCUGCUCUGGUUUCCUGCUCUAUGCAGAUACAAACUACUUUGACAUACUGGCAGAGGACUAUGCAUAA